AACCGAAUGUCGAGUCUCCCGAGAUUUACCCCCCUUUUAUCCUACCUCGGUGCUAUUCACGCAAAGUGCCCUCGACAGUCAUGUCGCCCUGCGAGUAUAUAAGAGUGUCCCAACCACAUCUACUUUCCUCAUAUCAGCAACGCUUAACUGAAACAUACCAGCCAUGUUCCGCCUCACCUCCUUGAGUGCUUCCAUCGUCGCCUUGACCCAAAUCGCAAAUGUCGCUGGUCAUGGUGGCGUGCUGCUUUACGAGAUUGGGAGCACCUGGUACAACGGGUUCGUGCCGUACAACACCCCAGUUGGCCAGUCCACGAUCCAGCGUGAGUGGGACAGCUACAACCCCAUUACCGACCCCACCGAUGCGCAGCUCUCUUGCAACAUUGAUGGUGCCAACCUUGGUAGUGGUCAACUCUCAGCUACAGUAGCAGCUGGCACGCAAGUCACUGCAUUCUGGAACCAAUGGCCUCACACUAUCGGGCCCGUCAUGGUUUACAUGGCAAGCUGCGGAGGCUCUUGCACUUCUGCGAACACAGCCGAUCUCAACUGGUUUAAGAUCGAACAAGCCGGUCUCAUCUCUGGUGCCCUCCCCACUGGUACCUGGGCCAUGGGCGAACUUGUUGCCAACAACAAUUCCUGGACUACUAACAUCCCGUCCUCCUUGGCUCCUGGCGAAUACUUCAUCCGUCACGAGUUGCUUGCGAUUCACACCGCUAACCAGCCUCAAUUCUACCCCGAGUGCGCCCAGCUCAUCGUAACUGGUAGUGGUACCGCGACGCCCUCUUCGGAAUACCUGGUCAAACUCCCUGGUGCCUACUCUAUGAGCGACCCCGGUGUCAACAUUGAUAUCUACAACGAGCCAACUGUCACUAACUACACCAUUCCCGGACCUGCCGUCUGGCCCGGCAACUAAAGUGACAAGCGUUUUAUGGUUUUAGGUUUGCAGUCGAUGAAAGUGAUUUCCCAUUCAUGUUCUUGUUGUAGUGCUUGUUUGUAAUAAAUGCAUAAAUGUUUAUUUUCUUCCUGAA
Serpula lacrymans var. lacrymans S7.9 is the source of this 1025-nucleotide messenger RNA. Its product is annotated as glycoside hydrolase family 61 protein. The transcript is spliced from 9 exons. NCBI's taxonomy places the organism in Eukaryota, Fungi, Basidiomycota, Agaricomycetes, Boletales, Serpulaceae. The record is from RefSeq and is a predicted model, not a curated record. The coding region runs from base 164 to 910 and encodes 248 amino acids.